UUUGGUUAUGAAACAAAAUCGAAUCUGUUGGAUUGAUGUUAUGAUAAUUAUUAUAUAAGAUUAUAAUGUCGCGGAAAUACUAUACAGAUGAAGAAUUGAGGAGACUUUUGGAAGAUGAAUUGGACCUUUCUAGUGAUGAAGAUCUUGAAAAUGAUGAAGAUAUUGCAGAUAAUUUUGAAGAAGAGGUGAAUGCUGCUGAUGUUGAAGAUCCAGAUCCAGAUGGAUAUCCCAACAAUAUUAUUGCAGAUGAUUUUGAAGACGUGAAUGCUGCUGCUCAUGUUGAAGAUCCAGAUCCAAAUAAAUAUUCCAACAAUGAAUUUGAGGAAGAUGAAAACACUGAUGUAAGACAAGAUAUCCAGGAUAUGCCGCACAUUGGCAAGAGAACAUACCCCAUGACCCAACCAUAA
Molecule: messenger RNA, 407 nt
Organism: Nilaparvata lugens (brown planthopper)
Lineage: Eukaryota; Metazoa; Arthropoda; Insecta; Hemiptera; Delphacidae
Exons: 3
Coding region: 66-407 (113 amino acids)
Source: RefSeq, a predicted model, not a curated record